CGCAACAGGGGCCGGAUUCUGCUAGAAGGAUCAAAUGUUUUUGUUUUCGUGUGGGAUGGAAGGUAGCUGACAGGUCGACAUCGAUAUCUACGACGGCAAACGUUUCUCAGCUGAAUCAACUCUACUUGCAGUGACCUUGUAACAGCCUGCAAGAAGACAAAGCCAUGGGGAAUACAAGCAGUGAGAGGGCUGCAAUGGGCCACGGAGAGAAGGCUCAGCGGAGGGACAGCCGAGGUAUCAAAGAGGGCGAGAGGCCAAAAAUCCUCAUGGAUAGCCCGGAGGAUGCUGAUAUUUUUCACGGAGAGGACAUAAAGGCACCCUUAGAGAAAGAGGAGUUCCUUGCUUGGCAGCAAGACUUAGAAUCAGAUGACAAAGCACCAACUCUGGAACGACCGACAGUCUUUCGCUGGAAAGGAGAUGGAAAGGAGGUCUACCUCUCUGGAUCCUUCAACAACUGGGCCAACAAAAUUCCCCUUAUUAGAAGUCAGAACACCUUUGUGGCAAUUGUCGAUCUACCUGAGGGGGAGCAUCAGUACAAAUUUUACGUGGAUGGUCAGUGGACCCACGACCCAGCUGAGCCUGUUGUAACCAGUCAGCUAGGCACAGUCAACAAUAUCAUUCAGGUAAAGAAGACUGACUUUGAGGUUUUUGAUGCGCUAAUGGUGGAUUCGCAGAAAUGCUCUGACAUGUCAGACCUUUCUAGCUCUCCUCCUGGGCCAUAUCAUCAGGAUGCUUAUGUCCCUAAACAGGAAGAGAAGUUAAAAUCUCCACCCAUUCUUCCACCUCACCUUCUACAGGUCAUCCUUAACAAAGACACUGGGAUUUCUUGUGACCCUGCACUGCUCCCAGAACCCAACCAUGUCAUGCUCAACCACCUCUAUGCACUUUCCAUUAAGGAUGGAGUGAUGGUACUCAGUGCAACACAUCGCUAUAAGAAGAAAUAUGUCACCACCUUGCUUUAUAAGCCCAUCUGAUGAAGCAUUCUUUUCUAUAUUUGGAGCUGUUGUUAACUGUACACCGAGUGUACAAAAUACUAGCCACACAUUGUUUUUCAAAAAAAUCUAGUAUAUAUUCCUUCCAGGUUUCACCAGUUAGAUCCAUUCUGACCAAAAGAAGCAGUCCUGAAUAAGCACGAGGGAACAAAUUAAGUUUGUAAAAUGUUGACUUGAUUUCCAGAAAAAAAUUUGGACUGAGGGUUAUAGUAAUUGCUUUACAGUAAUACACUAAAAGCAAUACAUACAAAUAACAAAUGAUUCAGUUGGACAGCCACUUACUGAAAAACAGACAGAAAAGAGUUAUUUUAAAGGAAGCCUGCUGUAAAAGGCAGUUUAAGUGAUGAUGCUGCUUUUCCCAUGCAGUACAUCACAUCUGAUUUUUGUGUCAUAUAUCAGCGCAACUAACUAAUAGCUGGAUUGGAUUGGUGGGUAAAUGGGGUCACUGUGUUCACUUCAGUUCUGUGUUACUCUGUUUACUAUAGAAAUAUUUAAUACGUAACAUAGACUAUAGUAAUUAUAUAGAACAUCGUGGUUUUUGGGCACCUGUUUUGAAGCCUGAAGUUGGGUACUUCAAGUAUUAUUUCUUUUCUUUUCUUUUUUUAACUGGCAAACGAGUGGUGGUUGUGACACUUAGUCAUUACAUACAAAACAGUGCUCUUACAGUAACCUGCUUUUUCCCUAGUUUUACCCUGAAUGCGACUGCAGUUUCCAAAGUGAACAUAAUUUAGUGUUACAUAAGAUGACUGAAAGCAUAAACUCAUUAAUAAAGUGUUUACGGUGGUCAUAAGUCAAUAGAAAAGUAGGGUUAUUUUACUAAUAGACUUCAAUAAAAUCUGAUUUCUUUUUUGCAAUAAGUGGGCUUUUCCCCUGCUGGAAAGAUUACAGGUUUAAAGCAAUACUGUUUUUAAUAUACAGUCUUUGGCCAGCAACACCCACUAGCUUCAUUUUAAUAGCAAGAACUAACAAAGCAUGCAGGGAGCCAGCAGUAAAGGGUAAGUGGAGGCAUUUCAUGAUUCCUACACUAGUAAGUUUGCUUGGUUGGUUUGUUUGCAGUGCUCUGUGUAUUAGUUUUGAUUUGGCAAAGUCAGCUGAUGACAGAAAAGUGCAGUUGACGGUGCUGUCUGUGCCAGCUUGUCUUUUUGCAUUUUGUUUGUUAACGUCACAUGCUGCAAAGCUUUUAGUGCAUUUUAAUAAAAUGAAAAGUUGUGCUCUAAUUAAUUAAAAACAACUUCACAGUAAAGCAGCAAAGAGAAAAGCACAGCUUCUCUCACACUUUGCUAAAAUGAAGGAAAUGUGGUAAAUUAUCUUUUAUUCAUUUCUUAAUGUUAUAUUUAUUAGUUUAUUAAAUAUUGUUAAGUACCAAAAUGACUACUAAUUUAUAUAUACUAUGUAGUGCUAAGACAAUUAAGGGAACACUUGAACGAUUGUAACUAUGAUUUUUGCUGUGAUUUUUGAAUCCAGCCCCCAGAGGGUUAAUGAGUUUGGUUUUUACUGACUGUUAGGUCGUUUUGUUCUCAACAAACUACACAAUGUAUGUCAGUAAAGAUUGUUUUACUUGAAUACUUCAUUCGUCAAGAUCUAAUGUGUAAUGUCAUUUUCCCCUUUUUAUUUGGUAUAUUUUGGUUAUUCAAAGGUCGGAAGGGAAUGAUUAAGGCAAGUGCAUAUACAAUGGCAUUGAGUGAUGCCCAAAGUGAUGGUACCCAUGUCUAUAUUGUGACUGAAAAUACUGGCUCAGUAAAUUCUUGUAACCUGCAUGACAGUUAUAGAUUAACCUAAACAUUAUAAGAGAUUAGCAACUCUGAGAUUAUGCACACAAUUUGUAUUACCAGUUACUGUGCACAUCUGUUUAGUAUGGUAAUGUCACUCCAUUCCCACUUAAUCUGCCUCUAUUUGUUCCAAUGACUGCCCUUUGCAGUGCUGAACUUUAUCUUUUCUUAGCAGAAUGUGGUAGAACAUGAACACGUUUGUAAUUAAAACAGACAAAAAUGUAAGGACACAAAAUGAUUACUAAUGCUGAGAAAACCUCAUUGAAAGACCUCAGAUAAGUACGCGCUGCUUUUGUCUUUCUCGUGGCUGAGAAGCCCACAGCGGCACAAUCAAGAAUGUAAAUGUUGAGGUCAAAGAAGGACAAAAUGCACUGUGGUAGCUUAACUGUUCAGCUAUUUAUGUUGUUGUUUAUUUAUUUAGCAAUGAUCACACUGAGCACAUUAAAUAAGUUUUGUUAACUAUUCACCAAUAUAUCUUUUUUUCCUAAAUUGUUUUGUUUGUGUUGUUGUGAAAACUAGUCUUAGUUGUGGUUAUGACCAUUCCAGUCAGUUAGACAAGAGUAAAAAAAAACAAACUAAUGUGUUGCA
Molecule: messenger RNA, 3349 nt
Organism: Pelmatolapia mariae (spotted tilapia)
Lineage: Eukaryota; Metazoa; Chordata; Actinopteri; Cichliformes; Cichlidae
Gene: prkab1a
Product: protein kinase, AMP-activated, beta 1 non-catalytic subunit, a
Exons: 8
Coding region: 165-974 (269 amino acids)
Biological process (GO): signal transduction
Cellular component (GO): nucleus; nucleotide-activated protein kinase complex; cytoplasm
Molecular function (GO): protein kinase binding
Source: RefSeq, a predicted model, not a curated record